UCCGGAGGAGAGACUCACGAGCCUCCGCCAGAGCCGGUCGGCUGGCCUUCGACGGAGAGCGCGAUCGCGGGUGCCUGCAGCCGCCGCCGCCGCCGCUGCUGGGACGAUGAUGUGCGCGCGGACUCGGACAACACGCGGGGAAGCGGGCUGCUCGCGCUAGGGCGAGGCAUGGAGCACGCUGGCCGCGACAGCCGCUCGAGUCGACGACAGACGAGAGGGACUCCGCGCCGCUAGACUUAGGCAAAUGCAGGGUCCCGUCGGCCUGAGGAGCCCGCGGUGCGGCCCGUCAGCGGAAAGGACGCGGCAGGCCUCCUUCCAGCUGCUGCUGCUGAUGUUGAUGACCGUGGCGACAACGUCCGAGGCGCGACUGGCAACGGAAUCAUCGGUCUCGGAUGCGGAUGCUCUGGGCUUCCUGGAGCGCUUCGGCUACAUGGGCGACACGAGCCGCAACGCGGUGCUUCCCUCGGACAACCUGCGCACCGAGCAGGGCUUCCGGUCGGCGCUGCGGCGCAUGCAGCGCUUCGCGGGACUCCGCCCCACCGGACAGCUGGACGCCGAGACCAUGGCGAUGAUGAAGAGGCCGCGCUGCGGCGUGCCCGACGUCAUCGGGCACGCCGAGCGCGUCAGGCGAUACGCGCUGCAGGGCGCCAAGUGGGACAAGACAGAACUCACGUGGAGCGUGGAGGAGUUCCCGCGCCGUGCCGACCGCGGCAUGAUCCGCUCGGCGAUCGGCAAGGCGCUGAAGGUGUGGAGCGACGCGUCCAAGCUGCGCUUCACCGAGAUGGCCGCCGCGUCGAGCCGCCGCCGCCGGCCCGGCGACGAGGGCGGCGCCGACAUCGCCGUGUCGUUCGCGAGGCUCGACCACGGCGACGGCUACUCGUUCGACGGGCCGGGCACCGUGCUGGCGCACGCCUUCUUCCCCGGCGAAGGCAUGGGCGGCGACGCGCACUUCGACGCCGAUGAGAACUGGAUCACCGGCACGCCCUCCAGGGACUCCAACGAGGUGAGCCUGUUCGCUGUGGCGGCGCACGAAUUCGGCCACUCGCUGGGCCUGUCCCACUCGUCGGUUCCCGGGUCGCUCAUGUACCCCUACUACCAGGGAGUCAAGGACGACUUCCAGCUGCCGUACGACGACAAAGUGGGCAUCCAAAGGCUCUACGGCGCCAAGUACCCGACCAAGUGGGCGUCCAUGCAGCCCAUCAUCCCGCGGACGACGACGCCGUCUCCCGCGGGACGGGGGCCGCACGGACGACAGCCGGUCGCAGGCGGAGAGCCCCGGGACAGGCAGCCCCCCCGGCAGCCAGCGCCCAGGCCGCCCCAGUCCCCGCCGCAGACGCCGGUGGACGACGGGAAACCCGACGGCUGCAGCACUUCCAUCGACGCCAUCGCCGUCAUCCGACGCGAGCUGUUCGUCUUCAAAGGAAAGUACUUCUGGCGUAUCAACGACCAGGGUCUCAAACCCGGCUACCCCGUGGAGAUCAGUCUCUUCUGGUACGACCUACCCGCUAGCCUCGAGAAGAUCGACGCGGUCUACGAGAGGCCCGACCAAAAGAUCGCCUUCUUCAUAGGUAACCAGUACUGGCUGUUCAGCAGCAACCGUCCCUUGCCUGGCUACCCACGGCCAUUGACCAACCUAGGCUUGCCGGCAAGCCUGACGCACGUGGACGCCGCCAUGGUGUGGGGCCACAACGGGAAGACGUACUUCUUCAGUGGUGACCAGUACUGGCGCUACGACGAGUUUGACCGCAGUGUCGAGUUCGACUAUCCCCGGCACAUGCGGAUGUGGCGAGGCGUGCCGAACAGCGUCGAUGCCGCCUUCCAGAACACCGACGGCCAGACGUACUUCUUCAAGGGACAGAAGUUCUGGCGGUUCAACGAUCGACGCAUGCAUGUUUACAACAGGACGAAACAUGUUGGCGAGUGGUUUGGCUGCCCUGUGGCAAAGGCCUCCUAUGCAGAUGAGCACAGUGCACUGAGCAGCACUGCGCUAGUUACACUGGCCUCAACCCCACUUCUUAUACUCAUCACAGCCCUCACACUGGCCGUUGGGCAAAGAUCUUGAUCAUGGCCACUAGUUAUAAGGGUCCACAUUUAAGUAUGGAUGCCCUGCUGAUAUGGUGCACAAUGAGGGUAGUGUGCCGGUAUUGUUCCGGUGAAGGUGCUGGCUGCAGUCAUGGUGAGAAGCAACCAUGCAGUGGAAUAGCCAUCAGUUCUGGAGGGCGCCUUGAUGCAGUGGGUGAAGGAAACUACUUUUUGUACUUCUGUUGACUGUCCAUGUUCAGUUAUCAUGCAGUGCUCAAACUCAGUUUAAUUGGUACUAUUGCACCAGCUAAGAAAAAAAACAUCCUGCUACAGCCGACUCCAGCUAAUUUGACACCUGUGAGACUGCAAGAUUUGGUCGAAUAAUCUGAAAAGCCAGAUUUACUAAUAGUGGUGAAAUGAAUGUAUUCAAAUAUUUAUUAUUACUUGAGGUAGCAUAUAAUGUCUUUCAGCUUGUUACUUUUGAAGCUGGAGUUAACCUACACGCAGCACCGAGCGCCAGCAUAUUCCUAAGCUGCCUCACUUUUUAACUGAAAGGAAAACUAAAGUAAAACAGCUUCACCCCUCGGGAAGCAGUAGUGCUGUAUGCUAAAUUUAUUGUGUUUUUAAGCAAUAGUAACCACUGUGGCGCAUGAAGAGAUGCCAGUAAGGGUUGAAUUAUCCAAAGCAGCAUGCUUUUGUGUUCAAAGUAAGCAAGUUUUUCUACCAUAGCAAUGUACUGUUUCAUGAUGCGAGUUUUCAAUGCGUUCGAAUGAACCGAGGUCGAAUUAACGAGAGUCGACUGUAUUAUAGUAUGUGUGCGCUGAUAAAGAUCUCCAAAUGUUUGCCAAAAUUUUUACAAGUAGAUGUAAAAGGUGCUACAAUAGCACCAACUACAACCAGCACCUUACAAUAGUGGUAUCAUAGACUCAAUGCAUUUUUGCAUGCUCGUUACUUGUGAUCAGCCUACGUUUGCCCACUCUGUUCUUGAAGCAAAAGCACUUGAACAAGUUUUGAGCAAUGCACGUCUGUUUCUUAAAAUGGCUACCUCAACGAAGACUGCCACUAAGCAAUGCACACAUUGAUAAUAUGCCUGCCCUCUACACAGGAGAGUGAAAAUUUCAGUCUUUAUCUCCGCUAAUAUAAUUGGCAGAUUAUCUUCACUGUGUGUCCAUGAAAUACUCACUAGCCUUUGCAUCACAGGUACCAUUUCAGCAGAAGGUCUGGGAAAUAAGACUUGUAACUUGUGCCAGUAUGACACAGGCAUAUGGCUUGACAGACACCCCUGUAAAUUCACUAUAAAUAAUUUAGUAUGAAGCUUUGCCUUUUAUCUAUCAAUUUCAGUCAAAUGUUUGUGCAACAUUUUCAAUGAAGUAGUUUAAAUACAUGAAUCACUUGCGAUAAUUCAUAUCCUUUGUCUCAGUAUGCCUUUGCUUCAAGAUUGCGCCAUCAAGAGCUGUGGCUGAAAAUUCCUGUUGCAAUGCACUUUUGUGCUACAAGACGUUCCAGGUGCGUUGUUUCCAGUGUGAUAUAAGGACUGUGUGCCAUUUGCAUUAUUUAUUUCAUUCAGCCAUUUUUUUAUCCUUUUAUGUCUACAUAUUGAUGUGAUGUCUUUCCCUGUAUUUUGGUAAUCAAUACUGCUUUUUUUAAGUAUGUGACGCUAUUGUUCUGUGCAGAAGAAACUGCAAAAAGUGCUAUAUUGAGUGCACAUGGCCAUUUAUAGCAAGAAGCAGUCGGGGUGAAUGACUGUGUAAUUUCAAACCAAAUACUGCUGCUGGUACAGACGUGCUAACCAACCUGGUAAUGAUACUUUUUGAAGAUGAAUGCAAGGGAGUGACAGUGGAACUUCGUGGCAAUUUUUGGAGGCCAAGUUGUCGUUUGAAGGGCCCCUCACCAGGCCCCAUAGCAAAUUUUGGUUAUAGGCUGGCAGUUGUUAUGUGUCUUCUAGGGAGUGUUCUGCCGCAAAAAUUUGUCAAAUCGGCUCAUUAAUAGCCGAGAUAGAAAUAUUUCAGUGCCGCGAACCCAUGAUUUCAGCAGGCAGGCUCCACUGCCAAGCAAGACACUCUCUCUCCACUUGCCCCAUCUAGCCUCCGCAAGCAAAAUUUCUUCCUUGCGUUCUCCCAUACCAGACCUUGAGGAUCGCGUAAUGCAUACGUCACAGGCCCUGCCUUCAUUUUUUUUUCUCCUCAGUUUUUUUUUUUCCGGCGCUACGCAUUUCUGCUGAUGGCAUCGCACGCGAGCUGUUGUCUCGUUCGUGCAGCGCAUGAUUUUGCACGCUGUGCACAAAUAAACAUGACUAGCGGUAUAAUUCAGUGCUACACGAAUACUGAGGCAGAACAAGCAGAUUGCAGAGCAUGAUCACGCGCUGGAGCCCGGUAGAAAAUGGCGUAGUUUCUGUACCUACACACGUGACCGCACGACCGUGGGAACAAACAGAUGAAGCGGAAGUACAUCUCUCUUGCUUUGGUUUGAAGUAAAGCAAAAAAACAUGCAGACAUUCCGUUUGAGUGUUUAUUUCUCUAAACUUCAAUUCGUCAAUUCAAGCAACAGAUCACACAAAUAACAGAUGGUGCCUUGAAUAAUUCUCGAAGUCAUAUGUCACCACAAGCGACAUCACACUGCGGACUCGAGUACGUAGGCGCAGGGAUGCGAGUACGUCAUCCUCCGGCUUGGAGCGCGGUGGCCGCGAGGAGAAGGAAACAUGGCGUUAGGUUUGAAAUUUCACAUCUUUCCGUGGUGUGUAGCGAUGUAAUACUUUGCAGACAUGAUCGUUAUCAUGAAAUGUAUCCUCUGCGCUUGUCAGCUCAAAAUGGCCAGACCUGGUGAGGGGCCCUUUAAAAUGCAAAGUACCUUUUAGCUUAAAACAGUGAAACUAGAUGAAGUUGAUAUAUCUACUUUAAGCUCAAUUGUACCAGAGUAAUGGAGAUUGGCUGUUCAAACACAGCCUGUAAAAAGAAGUUACUUAUUUUUACAUAUUCAAUAUUAAACAUGGACCACUCACCAUGCAGUUAUGGAAAGCACCUAUGUGCCAUUUCAUAAAGAGAAAGACAAAUUAAUCCUUGAGAUUCACCUUAAUGCACCCAUGUGAGCAUAACCAUUAAUGUAAAAACUCAGUUAUCAAGAGGUUCAGUGCAGUGCCUCUGUGAUUAUAUAGUAGUUUUCGGUAUGACUAGAACUAAAAGGCUUGCCACAAACCAUAAAUGUACUUGAAAGAAUUUUGUCAGUGAUGCAUGCUAGAGUGGCACUGCUGCUGUAUCAUGCACCAUCAGUAAUAAUGCAGCUAGGUGAGCUAGCUUGUAUAUGUUUUGGAAGCAAACUGCGCUAAACAUCUGAUAAGAACAAGAAGCACACUGUCUUGCAUCAUCUAGUUCCUUUGUUAGUGCUGUUUGCUUCGAAAAUAUGCACCACCACAGAGGGUUUAUCUAUUCACUUGCACUCGGAGACUUUGCGAUGGGGCUUGCAAUGAUACACCUGACAUUGUUUGCAGUGCUCCUUAAUUGUCUAGGUUUCACAAUGCACACUGCUGCUCACACAUUCUGGCAGAAGCUUGCUCCUCACAACCAGACUUGAGCACUCUAGCACAGUUUGUGAAAACAAAUGUACCACUUCAAAGAUAAAAAUCAAUCCUGCAAUUAUGUAGUUCCAAGGUAAUCUAUACACUAGAGACUUUAUCUCAGAAUGUAGGUGUGAACUGCCUUAAGAUGGCCUCCUAUGCUUUGCGCAGAAUUCGUGGGGCUAUGUUUAUAUGAAGAAAGUACCAACGAAUCUCUGGUAAGAAAAGUUCUACUGUGUAACACGUAGGCUCUUUCUUCUAAAUUUAUUCUUAGCUUAUUUGUAAAACCAUACAAUGCACACGCAAGUAUGCUCAUGCUAGGAAAUAUUUAUGGUGUUUGCAUUCCACUGUGGUGCUUGUAAAAGUAGAAUUGAUGCAUCUCUUGUAUGAUGCCAUUUCACAAUGCUGCUGUGCCUCUUUGUGCUUUUGCCUUGUGCUUUUGCCUCGCAAAUACCCGCUCCGAGCCUCUUCAAGAAUCACAAAACAAAUGUUACUAUGCCCAGUGCAGUGUAGCUUGUCUGUUUGGCUGCCACACAAGACCUUGUAUAUCUUCCAGAUUAAAGUGCUGCCAAUGGUGUAUUUCAUGUUGUAACAUUUCAGAUUGUUGACAUGGGCAUUAUGCCUGUGAAGCUUUCGAUGUCUAUAAGAGAUGUUUCAGCAAAAGUCCAAAAAAAUAAUGCAUGAACUACUACUGCUUUAAAAUACGGAUAUGUCAUUCACGCUGUUACUAGAGUGCUCGGCCUUUAUGCUACAUGCUUUUGGGAUAUCUUGUUUAUUCUGCAUCGUCAGAUAUGUUAUGCACAUCCAAAAAUGUGUGUUGUUUUAAGGCACUUUUUAUACAUGUGUAUACAUCUAGUUUUGUUUAUUACAAUAUGUAUGACUUUUUGUAUAUAGACAGUGUAAAUACAUUUUAUUUUGAUGAUUACAAGUGUAUGAAUGGAUUUUCCAAAAAUCUAAAGGAGCCACAGUAAAUGCACAAGACUAUAAAAUGACAGCAUGAAUCCAAGACAAAGUGUGAGCGAUGCUACCUUUUCUAGUCAGCCAAUUUUACAGGCAGUCAGUGAAAUGACCACGAAACAAGAGGAGCUGAAGUAACUAUUUGAACCCAGGGAAGGGUGGUCAAUUGCUCAUAUAAAGCUAUAGAUGCAUGACCUUAUAAUGUAUUUGCUGAUUAACCAGAAACGCUUUGCAUAACAGGCUACGCCAUUGAAGAUGUGUCCUCAUGAUGCUGUAAAUUAAAACAAUCUCUGGAAUGUUCUUUUAGGGACCAAAGUAGCCUCCCUUAUGCUGCACUUGUAGAUAAGCCAGUCUGCUUAUCCAGAGCAUGACAUAAGUGUGUCAUGGUCUGCUAGUUUUAGCACCAAGGAAAGAACAUGGGUGAAUGAACAUAGCAAAGAGUGCCACUUAGUUUUGGAGAGCAGGUGUUCAUUGUUUCAUAGCUGAAAACAACAAAAAGAAAUAAACACAACUUCUUUAGAAUAGCUUCAAAACUCUGCUGCCUCUAUCACUUGCAUGUGGUGUUCAGGCAAUUUUCAGGGCAUUGUUUAUUUUUCUCAUGGCAUACAGAUAAAGAUUAUGACAAUAACUGUAGCUCAUGCAAUGAGCAGAGUGUGUUGCUUAUAUCUGAACAUUUGUCUGUGUGCCCAAAGAGCUUAUGUUUUGGUUCACAAGGCACAAAGACGACUCUGCUGUCAAUAUGCUUGACAUUGAAGAUGCUGAUGUAAAUUUUCUAUAAUGAGGUAAUGCUCCAAGAUAAACUAAAAAUUUAUGGCCUUUCAAUUUUGGCUUUUGCAAAUUUUGAACAAGGACAGAAGUUAGUACUCAACUACGGAAACUAACAUUUACUGCUUUGAAUACCAAAAGCUUUCAAUUUUGAUAAUGCUUAUUCCUGGGAAACAUGUCAAACCCAAUCUACAUAGAGCUUGCAUGACAUGUGAUUGCAGGAAAAAUCUGGACAUACCAGUGAAUGAAGGGCCCAAAAUGAAAAAAAAAAAAAAGACAUCAAGCUGUCAGCUCCCCUAACACAUCCUGACAGAAUUUCUAAACACCUUUUAUUUGCUGUACCUCCUGUCUAUCACAACACAGUCUACUCUUUCAAAUAUAAAUGCAACAAAUAAUAUGAAGUGUUUCUGCGUGCAUACGAGCAUAUUACUCAAGGUCAUAUACAUAAACUGAGCAGUGACUGUAUAUGGCUUCCUGCUAUGAGUCAGUGGCCAGGAUUAAGCAACACAGCAGGCUGAAUACAUGGCAUUUUUCCUGCACAAGAUACAAGGUCCAAGGCCAGUCGACAGUACACUUGAAACACAGGCUGCCAAGAUUGAUAUGACAACAACAAUAAAGAAAAAAUAUUCUGGAGCCCACUUGGCUCAACUGCUGUGCACCACUGCAGAGAAACAAAUGGUUGUGUAAACUUUUUUUAUUGAUAUGUGCUUUGCCUAUACUAUGAACAAACAGACAUGGUGUGCCUUUUAUAUGUUAAGCAAGCAAUUUAUGAAUGUGUCUUUAUACUGUGAAACAGGUUGCCCUCUGCUGAUUUGUAUUUGAAAUUUGUGCACUGUGAGAAAUAAAAAAAAAAACUUUCAUCACCAA
Messenger RNA from Dermacentor albipictus, 8161 nucleotides. RefSeq names its product matrix metalloproteinase-2-like. NCBI's taxonomy places the organism in Eukaryota, Metazoa, Arthropoda, Arachnida, Ixodida, Ixodidae. Gene Ontology annotation, cellular component: extracellular matrix. Gene Ontology annotation, molecular function: zinc ion binding; metalloendopeptidase activity. Gene Ontology annotation, biological process: proteolysis; collagen catabolic process; extracellular matrix organization. The record is from RefSeq and is a predicted model, not a curated record.